AUGGUGGCAAACAGACGGCGCCACGGCAGCAGAAAAUCCGCUGUCUGACUACGACCGAGAUGCAAUCCUGAAGCAGAACCCGCUGUCAGCUGACCUUAUCAAGCUCAACGAAAGCGUGGUCACCUGUGACAGCCAAGACUCACAGACCCCAACGCCCGCGCCACCACCAGCGCAGUGGUACGAAGAGACCACGAAGCGCCGUCCGCACUUUGCCAAGGAGCUCACAAAACACCAGCGCCGAAACUCCGCGACUGCGCUUCUUCAGCGUGCCUAUGUUGAGAUGAUCUGCAGAAGCGAGCUACAAGCGAGGCACAUCCUUGCCUGUUCGGGUGACCUGUGCUACUUCGUUCUCACCUU
Symbiodinium pilosum is the source of this 357-nucleotide messenger RNA. NCBI's taxonomy places the organism in Eukaryota, Dinophyceae, Suessiales, Symbiodiniaceae. The record is from the annotation of a GenBank genome assembly.